Molecule: messenger RNA, 1949 nt
Organism: Rhinichthys klamathensis goyatoka
Lineage: Eukaryota; Metazoa; Chordata; Actinopteri; Cypriniformes; Leuciscidae
Gene: uba3
Product: ubiquitin-like modifier activating enzyme 3
Exons: 17
Coding region: 63-1412 (449 amino acids)
Biological process (GO): protein neddylation
Cellular component (GO): nucleus; cytoplasm
Molecular function (GO): NEDD8 activating enzyme activity
Source: RefSeq, a predicted model, not a curated record
GAAAAUAACAAUGUGCGUCAGUUUUUUCUGGCUGCGCAUUUCACUUGAAUCUGUAUGACAAUAUGGCGGAAGGAGAGGAGCCAAUGGUUGUGGAUGGAGGGAAUGGGGAUAGCAGUGGCUGGCAGGGAAGAUGGGACCAUGUCAAAAAGUUCUUAGAGAGAGCUGGACCCUUCACUCAUCCGGAUUUUGAACCCAGCACUGAGUCUCUCCAGUUUCUGUUAGACACAUGCAAAAUUCUGGUUAUUGGAGCUGGCGGACUUGGAUGUGAGCUGCUCAAAGAUCUGGCUUUGUCAGGUUUUCGACACAUUCAUGUGGUGGACAUGGACACCAUUGAUGUUUCCAACCUCAACAGACAGUUCCUCUUCAGACCAAAAGAUGUGGGCCGACCAAAGGCAGAGGUUGCAGCAGACUUUGUAAAUGACAGGAUCCCUGGGUGCAAUGUUGUCCCACAUUUUAAGAAAAUCCAGGACUUGGAUGAGACAUUUUACAAGCAAUUUCACAUAGUAGUAUGUGGCCUGGACUCUGUUGUUGCCAGAAGAUGGAUGAAUGGCAUGCUGUUAUCCCUGCUGAUUUAUGAAGAUGGUGUCCUGGAUCCCAGCUCCAUUAUUCCUCUAAUAGAUGGUGGCACAGAGGGCUUCAAAGGCAAUGCCCGAGUCAUUCUUCCGGGCAUGACAGCUUGCAUUGAUUGCACCCUGGAGCUUUACCCCCCACAGAUAAACUUCCCAAUGUGCACUAUAGCCUCUAUGCCACGGUUACCUGAACAUUGUGUUGAAUAUGUCCGCAUGCUGCUUUGGCCCAAAGACAAGCCUUUUGGAGAUGGUGUGGUGCUAGAUGGUGAUGACCCAAAGCACAUCCAGUGGGUCUACCAGAACUCUUUGGAGAGAGCAGCAGAGUUCAACAUCACUGGGGUGACUUACAGACUCACUCAGGGGGUUGUGAAGAGAAUAAUUCCUGCUGUGGCUUCUACAAAUGCUGUUAUUGCUGCUGCUUGUGCCACAGAGGUUUUCAAAAUUGCCACAAGCGCCUAUGUUCCCUUGAACAACUACCUGGUGUUCAAUGAUGUUGAUGGGCUGUACACGUACACCUUUGAGGCUGAGAGAAAGGAGAACUGUUCUGCCUGCAGUCAGGUGCCACAGGACCUGCAGUUCCCACCUUCAACUAAACUACAGGAGGUUCUGGACUACUUGACUGAGAACGCCUCUCUCCAAAUGAAGUCUCCUGCCAUCACUACAACUGUGGAUGGAAAAAACAAAACUCUGUAUUUACAGACUGUGGCAUCUAUUGAAGAGAGAACUCGACCAAAUCUAAGCAAAACACUGAAAGAGCUUGGACUUGUGGAUGGCCAAGAGCUGGCAGUGGCUGAUGUCACCACUCCUCAGACAAUGCUCUUCAAGCUCAACUUCAUCUCAUAGAACAAAUGCUUCAUUCUGAUGGACAGUGGUUAUUGCAGUCGUCAUCAAAAUGAAGCAGACUUGGAAAUGUAGCCUAUAAGCUCCAUGCUUCAGUGCAUCAACAGCAUCACAUGCACAUGCUCUGUUGGAAUAGCUGCGGUUUGUAUUUAGGGUUUUUGGUCAACUAUGUCCAUCAAAGACACUUACAGAAGGCAUUUGUUUCGUUGUCUUGCACUGCUAUAUCCGUAGGAGUCAUUUUUGUGGAUUUCUUUUUUUAUGCAAACUGUUUAUCUAUUUAUUUUGUUGUUGUGCAUUCAAACCAGUUUGACAGUAUGUUGUUCAAUGUCUUGUCUUGUAGAAAAAAAAUCGUUCAUGUUUUGAAUUAAAAUUGGAAACCUUAUUUUAAACAAGUAAUGAAGUCCCAGUCCUGUAAUGUUUUCCUAACUUUAAAUUUAAAAUAUCCUUUUACCCAAUUUGUGAAUAAAAUUACUUGGUUAAAUAUUUAAAAAGGCUCAAAAUAUGAUGGAAUCUCCCGAAUAAAAAUAUUUUGUAAACAAA